AUGCGUGCAAAAUCACAUGUUACACGACAUGCUCGAAUGUACACUAUACAACUACUUGUGGUGAAGAUGGAUAAAGAAUUCGCACUUUCAAACUGUGAAGCGAAGCGGCAAGAACGUAUCGCGGUGCAUAAUGGCCGCACUUUAGCCGGCUCAGGUGACACGAGAGAAGUGAAUGAUUUGCACAAACAGCUAUCGCAAAAUUCAAUUCUUUUCCUAGAGAUUGUCGGUACUGUGCCACCCAUCAAUGGAGGCACGUACACCCAAAAGACAUUAAGUAUACAUCUUCAAUUCUUGCUGACACAAAUUGUCACAAAUCCCCACGCCCGACUAUUCCCACCUCGACUUCAUAGGCCGUCCUCGUCAACAUGCUGUUGA
Molecule: messenger RNA, 375 nt
Organism: Cercospora beticola
Lineage: Eukaryota; Fungi; Ascomycota; Dothideomycetes; Mycosphaerellales; Mycosphaerellaceae
Source: RefSeq, a predicted model, not a curated record